UCAUACCUAAGUGCAUUUCAUCAAUAUCAACGGUGCUGCAGACGAAAACGUAUCGCCCUGUCCAACAAGCAGCUUUAUAAUGGUGUUUCUGGUUGUUUUAGUUGCUCUGUGCCUGGUGGAGUGCAACGCCAAUCACGAUGUGAAAGCCUUCACGAAGAGGCUCACGAGCUUCGAUGACAGCACGCUGACAAAGAGUUGCAAGAAAGUUUUCGACAACUGCGCCCUCCGUCUGUUCGGGAUAAUGAAAGUAGUUGACCUGAUCAGCCACAAGCUGGACGAGUUUUCGGAGGACGAGUGGCAGAGCUUCUGGCCAGGGGGUGUGCUGGACGGCGCGGAGGGCGACCUUCAGCUGCCGAUGGAGUCGCUCAAUGAGUCCGUUGGAUGCGGGAUGUGUUGUGCGGGAACGCUUCGUACCGAGGAUCCGCAUAAGGAAAUCCCGUGCGUGAAAACACUACUUGAUGAAGGCUUUCCCGAUUACAGCCGUGAGUGUGAGAUGGGCAACAUAUACGGUGAGGCCCUCGUGUGCUUUGGUGGUCCAGAUGUUUCGGCGUUCAUAGGUGACGAGAACGCUAAGGCCCUCAAGUCUGUUCUGAAAUGCAUGGAGGAAGCUGUGGCCUGAAGAAGAAUGGUUCAAACAUUCGCAAUAAAAUUGUGGGACACAA
Ornithodoros turicata is the source of this 662-nucleotide messenger RNA. RefSeq lists its product as uncharacterized. Bases 80 to 619 code for a protein of 179 amino acids. NCBI's taxonomy places the organism in Eukaryota, Metazoa, Arthropoda, Arachnida, Ixodida, Argasidae. The record is from RefSeq and is a predicted model, not a curated record. The transcript has 7 exons.